Messenger RNA from Rhizoctonia solani, 1209 nucleotides. Its product is annotated as alpha/beta hydrolase family protein. Bases 1 to 1209 code for a protein of 402 amino acids. Lineage: Eukaryota; Fungi; Basidiomycota; Agaricomycetes; Cantharellales; Ceratobasidiaceae. The transcript is spliced from 5 exons. The record is from RefSeq and is a predicted model, not a curated record.
AUGUCUGAUCGCAUUCUUAGUAUAGUAUUUGUGCACGGAUUUCGCGGUGAUCACACAUCCUUUCAAUCCUUUCCUGCGGAUCUGCAUUGCCAUCUCAGUAUGGUGAUACCAGGUCUCCAGACCUUUGUGUAUCCAACAUAUAAAACCAAGCGCCCUCUAGAACUCGCUCGGGAUGAUUUCUUGACUUGCUCUAGGAUGGAGGGCUUGCCCAAAGGCGGGGUGAUACUUUGUGGUCAUUCAAUGGGCGGAUUGCUUACGGCAGAAGUGGCCUUGGCUGCUCCACCUAGUCGUGUAGUGGGGCUUGUAUCAUUCGACACACCAUACCUGGGCGUGCAUCCUCGUGUUGUCCUCAGUGGAAUUACAUCUUUAUUCAAGAAGAAGGAAGAGUUGACGGGACACCGAACGAGCAGUACAUCCACUCCUUGUGAAUCACCUAACGAGAGACCUGGCGAAGCCCCCCCAGCCACACAUCCAGAACCGCCGCCGCAGCCAGACGUACCCACGUCAUCCCCUCCAGCGACUCGAGAAUCAACUGUUCCCCCAUCGCUUCAUCUCAGUGUUCCUAUCCCACCUGUUCGAGUAAUUGCACCAAGGGUCGAGCGACUAUUUCAGACGUUCAGACUAGGUCCAGUACCCCAAUCUGUACACAAUUUCCUCCAUUUCUGGGACAAGCACCCAGGAGUCACUGGUCUCAAAGACGGAAUGUUCAAAUCUUUGAGUUUGGAGGGUGCUUGCUCAACCCACAGGGGGCCUUAUGGACGAGGAUGGGUGAACCUGUGGACUACACCCGUAUCCUCAACGACUAGGGAAAGAAGCCCUUCGGGCCCCUCUAGUUCGCCUAGCCCGAGUUUUCGAAGCCGCCUAUCUCCAUUCUCAUCUCCAACCCCAUCACUAUCCUCGUUUAACUCUGGCUCCUUCCAAUCGAGUCUGUUCCAAACUAUAUCCUACGACCCAUCCAUGUCUUCAACUGUCACCUCCUUGGACUCGAUUCAUUCCCGCACUGAUCCCGGACCACUCGCGACCACAUCAUCGAACGAGCUGCAAACAUACGCUCAGAGCGAAUUUUCCAAAGGAAAUGAAAACAAAGACACAACCGAGGAAAACAGCAUGGGAACGGAAUCGCGUGAAGCACAUCGAGAAGAAAAACAAGCAAGAAAGAGAGACGAGCUCGAGCUAAACAAGCAGAGAAGGAGCGAAAGGCAUUUCUGA